AUGGGUCGUCACAGUUCUCGCUUUGGUAAGAAGAGUAAGUUGAACCCUCGCUUCAUCGGACCAUUCGAAAUCUUGAAACGUAUUGGGCCAGUGGCAUAUCGUUUAGCACUACUGCCAAAUUUAUCUAAAAUUCAUGACGUUUUCCAUGUAUCAAUGUUACGAAAGUACGUGCAAGACCUUUCGCAUGUUUUGGAAAGCGAACCACUUCAAAUUCGCCAAGACUUGACAUAUGAAGAGGUACCAGUGCGAAUAGUAGAUAGGAAAGAAAAUGAGUUGCGUAGACGAAAGAUUCUAAUGGUUAAGGUGAUGUGGAGCAAUCACCGGACACCUACAGAGGCCUCUUGGGAAUUAGAGGAGGAAAUGAGAGCAAAGUACCCACAACUAUUUGAGUGA
Alnus glutinosa is the source of this 393-nucleotide messenger RNA. RefSeq lists its product as uncharacterized. The record is from RefSeq and is a predicted model, not a curated record. The coding region runs from base 1 to 393 and encodes 130 amino acids. NCBI's taxonomy places the organism in Eukaryota, Viridiplantae, Streptophyta, Magnoliopsida, Fagales, Betulaceae. The transcript has a single exon.